AUGAUUUCACCAAAAUUAAACAAGGAACUCUACAACAAUAUAACUCGACUAAAACUAUUAAAUGCGACUACUUCAGAUCCUAAGUUUGUACUUGAUCAAUCACCAUUUAAAGACGAUAGUGAUGAACAAAAUAUAGAUGCUUCUGGAGGUUCAAAGGAAAUCUCAAUUAUUGGGCGAAUUUUCCCAGACUCAGAUAUAUUUAGAGAAGGUGCGUAUCAAAUUGAAAUGAGGUUAACACAAAAUUUCCCAUUUGAUCCACCAAAAGUACGUUUUCUUACUCCAAUCUAUCAUCCAAACGUUGGUGAAGAUGGUGAAUUUUGCCACGAACUAUUAUUAAAAGAAGCUAAAUGGACAAAUAGAAGGACUUUAGUUGAUGUGGUUAAAGCUGUUAUUCAGUAUAUCGACCAUCAUAAUCUAAAUGUUCCAUUGCGUGCUGGUCGGUUUUUUUUACGUUUAACUUGA
Molecule: messenger RNA, 462 nt
Organism: Rotaria sordida
Lineage: Eukaryota; Metazoa; Rotifera; Eurotatoria; Philodinida; Philodinidae
Source: the annotation of a GenBank genome assembly